Messenger RNA from Schistosoma rodhaini, 4398 nucleotides. Lineage: Eukaryota; Metazoa; Platyhelminthes; Trematoda; Strigeidida; Schistosomatidae. The record is from the annotation of a GenBank genome assembly.
GCUAGCGCUCUCUUGGAGAUGUGACCUUGAGAGAUGCAGGGUUCUAACAGCAUAUUGAAUUUAAUUCUAAUUGGCUUUCAUCACAGGAAGGGAUCCGUUGUUGAGCUAGUUUAUCCCUCACUGUCAUAUGAUAGUUCUGAUCCUACACAUCUCCCGCAUCAAUGGAGUCAUUUGCCUGCUUUAGCAAUAGCUGAUGGAGCCCAUAACUACACAAAAGAUUGUACGUAUUUCAGCCUGCCUUCAAUAGAGAAGAAAGAUGACGCUGUUUUCGGUAUUGCUUGUUACCGCCAGGCAGACUCGGCUUCAUAUGUUCAACCUAAUCCUGAGAUCACUCGUAACACUGUACAGAAAAGCUUGGUUGUACUAUCGAGAUUUCCACUUUUUAGUUUUAUCGCCCAUCAUCUUACGACAAUAAUUGAUAAUCUGUUUAAAAGCAAAGGUUUUACUCCAGAGAGUCUCGAGAAUUCAUAUGAACAAUUAAGUCAUUUGGUGGACAAUGUUCUAAGUGAUCCAGUUUCUUACCAAGAUGCACUAUUUUAUAAUCUAAAUGUGUCCAAUUUUGUUCGCGUUUACAAACGUGACGCAUUAUGUUUAUUCAAAUUACUUUUAUUGGAAAGACGUAUUUUAUUUACGGGAGAUUCUGGCGGAACUGUGUCAAAUUGGAUGUUAACUUUACUCAGUUUGUAUCCAGAUAUGUUACGCAGUGGUUUGUCACAAUGUUCCUUUAUUGAUCGUUCAUGGAUUUCAGAGACUAGUUAUUGGUCUAAUAUCAAUGAUCCUAGUUCAAAUAGCUUUAAUUCUUAUCAGUAUCCAUCAGAAGAAUCAUUAACCAAGAUCAAUGGACGAGUGUCAGAACAGCAUAUAGAUUUAACUCUAAAUAAAGAAGAAAACUUUCAGCUUACUUUAAAUGUUGAUUCCAAGAACUCAGCCAACAAUCUUGAUUCACAAAGAAAUCAUAUAAAAACUCUAUCUGAUACAUUGCAUACGGAAUUAGAACAACCUGUAAUAAACGAGUCAUUUCAAAAAUAUCAAACCAUCAAAUUUUCGUUAAAUUCACCAUUUCCUACUGAUGAUUGGGGAUUUCCAUUAUCUGUAUUUACGAAAUCUUAUUUAGCUCCUCUGUAUAUUCCUCUUGGUUUAAUGGAUAUACUACUAGAACAUUCUAGUCUUCAUAUGUCAUCCAGAUCAAGUAUUAAUUUACCAUCAUCUGGAAAUCAGAGUCUGACCUUAACCGAUCGAUCAGUACGUGGUUUUGUAGCUGGUGCAACCAAUCCCUUAUUACAAUCAAACAAACAACUAACUGAGGUUUUUGUGUCAUCCUUAUCGCCUGUUAAGGAUAUUUGUGAAAACUACUUCCCACAUCUGUCUGAACUAACCGGUGCAUUUGGAAAAUCGGCCUUUCGAAUAGAAACAGAUUCUAUGUCGAAUCUCUCACUGACUGAAAAUUUGACGAAAACUUCUUAUUCCAUUAAUGUCGAUGGUGAGAAGAAUACACAAAACUCUGGAUCUAAAGUUUCGAAUUUUUCACGACCAUUUUCUUUGCCCAAAAGAUCACAACCAAUCAUUCAAAUAAAUUCAGAAAACAUUACUGAUAUGUAUCCUGUCAACUCACGUUCUAUGCCUGUCUCGCUAAACCGUGCAUUACAGCUAAGUCGUAUUGAUAGAUUGUUUAUUGAUCAUUUGGUAAUGACUGUCAAUACAUGGUACGGUGCACAAAUAGACUACUGCCAACAAUUGUCUGCCAAAAAAGGCGAAUUGGUAACAUCCCAUAGCUUUCAUAGAUUAGACCAAUUGGAUGCAGAAACUUUGGAACAGCUCACAUUAAUCCAAAAAACAGCCUUACUAAGAUUUCCGUCUCAAACUAUUUUAGAUGCUUGGAUAAGACAACAGUUUUUAAUUUAUUUAAAAGCAUUAUUAUUAUCUGCUCAAGGUUACAAUUCCAAUGCAUCAGACUUCCAGUCAGCCUAUUUAACUUGUUUUCGUUUAACAAGAAAUUUUUUAAUUUGGCGUUAUCAAUUUACUCCAAGUCAAUUGUUUAUUGUUUCUAAACCAGAACUAAUUCAUCAUAAUACUUCUGAUACUAAAUCAAUCAAUGAACUAACUGAUAAUGUGGAGUGUUUUAAAUCAACUAAAGAUUCAAAUAAUUUACAGUUGCAGGACUCGUGUACAACUUCACCAUACUCUGUUGCUGCUGUAGUCUCGCAACAUCCUGGGCGUAAACUUGCAGAACCUGAUGAUUGGAAUCAAAUCGCUGGUGGUUUUAAAAAGUUGGGCAACAUGGCUGCUGAUCAAGGUCGGAGAUUUGUCAGUCAAGGUGUUGCUAGUCUUAUGAAAUUCGGCAGUGAUUUCAACUCGACAUUCCGUUCAUCUUCGCCGUCAAAUUUUGUUUGGAAAUUCUCAGAUGCUUUUAAAUCAGUUGUUUCAAAUCCCAUAUCAAUCAGUUCUCCUAUUCUACCACUUGAAACCACAUGCACCAAAAAUGAAUCAAUUUCUCCCCAAAUCAAUGUUCCGAAAACCCAAAUAUGAAAUAAUAAAACUUUCCUCUAUUAAUCAAUGUUGUUCACUGUUGUAGCUGUGAUAUUUAUUGUGAUAUAUUUUACUUCACAGUGAAGUCCUUCUUUUAAGCAUAUUUUAUAUCAAGCUUUAUCAAUCUCAUGUUUUAUUAUUCCCCACUUUUAUACAUCGUUUUCUUUUUGUGGUCGUAAAUGCAUUUGUAUGAAUUCAAUCUUGUUGUCUGAUUUUUUACCUUCAGAGUUUUGUUGUACUGAUGUUAUAUUUUGCGAUAAACAAUUAUGUAAUAUUAUAAUACUAGUACUGGUUUCUCAAUAACCAUAGAUUACAUGAAACACGGGAAUUUACAGCUAAGAUGAAAUUUUUACAAAUGUUGCGCUGUUUAUUGCGUUCAACUCGUUUGUCUAUCUUUGACGAGUUAUAACGAAAGCCUUAAUACUGAAGCAGGAUAACAAAAUAUUGCUGUAUAAACAAUAAAACUGGAUUGUACACUGUGAAGAUGGCUUGUCAUAUAGAUGCUGCGUUAUAGCAAACUCAAGGUUGUAGCGUGGAGUGGCUGACUAUUUCGAACACUUGCCUGCCAGCUGAAGACGGCCUCUAAUCGUUGUAUUUGUAUAUUUGGUCCCGUUUCGAUAGGAAUACUCGUAAUGGUUGUCAAAUGUGGAACGUUUAUUUGUUUACUAUAGUUGAAAACGUGAGUCAAUUGAAGCUAGUUUAUUUGUUUAUCACUCAUUUUCGUGUCUGGUAGACUGUUUUGUUCUGAAAAAAACCUUUGAUUGUUUAGUUGUUAUUUUUGAAGUAUUUUGUACAUCUGAUAUGAUUUAGUUUUGUUACAUUGAAACCAACCAAAUCAAGUACAAAGUUUGUAUCUUAUUAAUAUUUAGUGCGAUGGACUCAAAAAUACUAUAGACACCAGGAGGAAGUAGUUCGCUCUAACUGAAUACACUUGGUCUCUUUAGUCCUUUCUGUUCAGAUCUCUAGAAAUCUAAUCCUAAAAAGUAUAACAUAUAGCGUUUUUCCAAAAUAAGCAUUUCACAAAGGAGGAAACACAGACCAUCUCUAACAAAAUAGACGCCUGUUUGCCGAGGUUUAUUUCAAACGUACUAUUGAUGACUUCCGACGUUUUGUUGUAUUCAAAUCUUGUUGGGCAGUAGUUAGUUGCUCCUGGAGAAUUCAGUUCAUUGUAGGUGACUGAUAUCGUUAUUUAACAGUUUCCAGGAAUAUAACUAGAAAUGAUUUGAACUUCAUUGAAUGGUUCAUUAACUUGAAUUAGCUGGUGUCAUUUGUUCCAAUAUUUUUAAGUAUUUCAUCCUGUUCGAUUGAGUUAUUUGCAUUGAUGGAUCCUGUUACUUAAUGCAAUUUGUUCUGAACUAGUUCAAUCCUGUGUGGCCAGGUAAUUAUAUAUUUCCAGCUGCACUGUCGUCAGUGACAACAAAGGUAUCAAAUACAGGGUUGACAAUAUUGGAUGUCCGUACUAUGUUUUAAAGCAUGUAAAUUGCAGCCAUUGAAAGUUAAAUCUCUCAGUUACUUAGACUUGCGUUUAUAUGAAGGCCUCGUUUCUACCCUGGUCUAUGACUGGAUACAAACAGUAUCAUGAAAGAAGUUGACUGACACAUUCUUCUUUUAUCCUCAUCAAGGCUUCAAUAUUAUCACCUUGACAUUUCUGGCUGUUCAUGCAGUUUGUGAUUAGAGCUGAGUCUCAGCAGAAUUAUCUAAUGAAAUCAUCGUUUUGCGAAAUUAUGAUUGCUUCAUAAACUUAUUAUAAUCUGUUUGUUACCGGGGGAGCAUUGUUCUGUACAAAUGAACGGAACUUCAAAUGGUUGUUGAGUAGACAUUUAUUCCAUUACUUACAACUGUUGUAAGAUUAAAUUCACUUAGUAUUGUUUG